Sclerotinia trifoliorum is the source of this 1437-nucleotide messenger RNA. The record is from the annotation of a GenBank genome assembly. Lineage: Eukaryota; Fungi; Ascomycota; Leotiomycetes; Helotiales; Sclerotiniaceae.
AAUCUUACAAGGCAAGACAAAAAGUUAACCCCACAUUACAUUCUAAUCCACUCUAACCUAAAACUACUUAGUGUCUCGCUUCACAAUCCGCACAAUUUCUAAACUUCCUUCUAUCAAAAUCCUCAAAAACUUUCCUCUUCAUUCCCAUCCAUCACGACAAUCGACAAUCGCAAAAAUGUCUGCCCUUAACAAGAUCGUGGCCACCAGCACUUCCCGCGCCAGUCCAUCUGAGCUCGAGACCAGCAUCGCUGGUGCUCUUUACGAUCUCGAGUCAAACACUCCAGACUUGAAGGCUGCUUUGAGACCUCUUCAAUUCUCUUCUGCUAAGGAGGUUAGUUCAUUUUUUUCUUGAGUUUGUGAUGAUUAAUUGCAGAUGAUUCUUUUGUUUCCUGCCUUUAUUUGAGAUGGAUCGAAUAUGCGGAAACGAAAGAAUCCUGCGAAAAUCUAGAAUUGGAAUGCAGCUUUCAUCAUCAUUCGAUAUUUUUACGAUUAACACCGACAUUUCGAAUUUCAUUUCGUAUACCGUAUACUAGACGACAUUUCAUCAAACAAACAUUGGAUAUUGGUAUCAAUUUCUUUAUCGGAAGUUUCGAAAUAUAAACAUACGAUGGAAAAUGAUAUUCUUUGGUCAAUUGGGAAAAAGAUGAAAUGAAAUUGAUGAAAAUACAUUAUACAAAAUUGAGAGUUGAGGAUGUCGGUGUUGAUGGUGGAAUCGAACGGGCUGCGGACCAUGUCAAUUUAGACUGGAGAUCGCAUGCUGACUUUGAUCAAAUUUUUUAGAUUGAAGUUGGCCACGGCAAGAAGGCUAUUGCUAUCUUUGUCCCCGUUCCUUCCCUUCAAGCUUUCCACAAGGUUCAACAACGGUAUGUUUUAUUUUAUCCAUUAUUAUUUAUAAUACACUAAUAAGGAAAAUAGUCUUACCCGUGAGCUUGAGAAGAAGUUCUCCGAUCGUCACGUCUUGAUUCUCGCUGCUCGUCGUAUCCUUCCCCGCCCAAAGAGAUCCAACAGAUCCCGAACCUCCCUCACUCAAAAGCGUCCUCGUUCCAGAACUUUGACUGCUGUCCACGAUGCUAUCCUCACCGACAUUGUUUACCCAGUUGAGAUUGUUGGAAAGCGUCUCCGUACCAAGGAAGAUGGAAGCAAGAUCUUGAAGGUUAUCCUUGAUGAGAAGGAGAAGGGAGGUGUUGAUCACAGACUCGAUACCUACUCUGAUGUUUACAAGAAGUUGACUGGUCGUGGUGUUGUCUUUGAGUUCCCACAAGGAAGCUCUGCUGAAUACUAAAUUAUUCAUGCAUUGGUAAUGAUGGGAUCUACUGAGGGUUACAAAAAUGGGAGGCGCAAUAGAUAGGCUUUAUGAAUGAAAAUCAAAAGCGCUUUGUGUCAUACUGAUAUACCAAUUUGUUUGAGAUUUUAAAUGGAGUUCAUGGAUUUAUGAAA